AUGGGACGAUCCAACAAGAAAGGAGACUCGACGAGACUGUUUGCGUACACGAAAGAUGGCUUCGAUGCCAUCUUCGCGCUGGAUAACAGUAAUAUUUAUGCGGUCAUCCUCUCAGAGAUGAUCUCAAACACCUUCAAGGAGGGCAUGUGGUUCAAAGCGCUUACACCGUACAUGCUGAUCAUCACUGACAACGAUCCGAUUGCCGUCGGCAACAUGAUGACCUUGAACGGGCUUACCAGAGCUUUCGUAGGUGUGUCUUCCGGAAGGCUCCUGAUCAACAAUUUCGGCAUUGACACAGUGUGGCUUCUGAGCGGCAUGGUGGGCUUGCUGGGCCUCAUGGUGAAUGUGAUCUGCUUGUGUCAAGGCUCUGUUGCGGCGGCCUAUGUGCUGAACUUCACCUGGGCAGUGUACAAUGGGCUCUGGAACUCCUGCUUGGAGACUUCUUGGGCUCGCUCCAUCAUCAAGAGCAAGAGGGAGGAUGUCAACGGAGCCAGGCAGAUUACCAACAAGGUCACGACUUCCUUGGGACCCCUGAUCUCGGCCGCCAUCUUCCUCUACUGCGGCAACCGUUGGGACGUGUCACUUGUGCAAAACGUGAUGCUCCUGGGCACGGCUAUGACUGGCUUUGUCGUGGCUAUGUGCUUCUGCUUCCGUAGCUCCCUCGAAAUACAACAGGAUCUGGCACUGAGGGAGAUCGAGAGCAUACAGUUUCCCGAGUUGCCAGAAGAUGCGGGACCUGCUCUCAGCUCAGAGGCACCAUCUACAAGCAUCACCUUGAGACCCGAAGCUAUGAGUCAAAAGGAUUUUCUGGCAGAUGAUGAUGGCUAUGUCAUGCUGACGUCGCCUCUGGGAGGGAACUCAGAUUCAUGGGCUUCGCGCAUUCGCAUAGUGACCACGAGUUACCAGGAGACUCCGCUCAUACUUGUGAAACAGUUCCACGCAGCCUUGAAGGCAGUGCCACCCGAUCAGACUAAUAGUGUGCUUCGCUUCUGUGAUGCCUCACGAGCACCUGUUGCCGUGCAAAUCGAGUCGUUGGAAGUCUAUCUCUCUCAGGUCGACGAGGCCUCCAACGAUCCUGCACCGGUUGACCUGCGAAGGAGUUCGAUGCGCUUUAGCGUGGACUGCACAGAAACUUCAAAACUGAAGACAGCGCCAUCCCUCGGGCACAUCCUGUGGGGCCUUGUUCUGGGAAGCAAUGCUCAAGCACUGCAUCGACAAGGACUGGAGGAAAGCCUGCUGGCUGUUGCGCAGCGAGAAGGAUCUCGUGGCUCUUUGUGCCCGAAGGGGAAGACUGCAACAGAGAUUCUGACUCCGAAAGGGCCGAAGCGAGGUGAGGCGUCUCAACCAGCACGAGCAAAUAUGCUGGGAGCGAACAUCAUUGUCACUUGCGAUGUUCUGAAUGCGCUUGGUGCUGGGUUCUCGUUGAAGUUCAUCGACCUGUUCCUCAAGGUGGACUACGGGGUGUCUCCAGCAGGUGUUUUCCUUGUGGCGUUCUUGCAGAACAUUUUGGGUGCCUGGCUCACACCGGUGUCAAAGACGCUGCUAGUCCGACUGCGGGCCGAGGGCUACCGUGCCAAAUUGGGCGUCGUGUUUCUGUGGUCUCUGGCCCUCUUCUUUCUGGCCUUGGUGUGCAUUCCAGGAAUGCCACUGUGGGUGGUUGUACCUUCCAUCGUCCUCAUGCAGUCGCUGAACUCUUGUACACGUGCUUUCAAUCGGGCGCAGCUAAUCAACUUCCUCCCGCGCGAAAAAAUCGCAACUUACAUGACUUGGGAUGCGCUGAACAAGGCCAACCAAGGUGGAAUUGCGAUCUUUGGAGCCCAGGUCGUUGCAUUCGCUGGCUAUCGGGGAUGUUUUGUGGGCACCUUCUUGCUGCUGUUUCUUCGUAUGCUCAUCUAUCUGACAUUUACGCUCAGAAAAGGCACGGUUUACAGAGGUGGCUACUUGCGAGAGCUCGAGCCGCGCCUGCCGACAACGCUGUCUGAGCAGUCGAUGCUUACUGCCGAGGAUCUCAACUGUGUCGAGAACUUGCGUGCGCACUUCGACGGCGAUCAGGAGUCGCAGAUGUUUCAGCCGGCGGAGGCCUUGGCUCUGGCGUCUGAGAACCCUGCCAAGCUCCGAUACAGUGGGCAGGGUGAGCUGCUCGAAGUGCAAGGGGUUGAAGAGCUUCUCUUCGACGAGAACGAGGGUGCCGCCAUCACGCCGGGGUACCAAAGAAAGACCCCUGAAUGUGUGACCCGACUCAGCUCCGGGGAGUGCUGCCUCGUGCAAAAUGCACGGCGCAGCCGGGAUCCGAAGACACUGGCCGACUUUGCGCUGAUCAAUACGACGAUCUCAAAGCUGGCUUCCUUUCAUUCAUCCACGGGACCCGAAAGCAGCGCCACGCUCUCAGUAGCCAUAGUUGCCGGUGAUAUUAUGGAGUCCAUUUCUGUUGGUCUUUGCUCAGCACACGCAGAGGAUGAGGACAGGGAGGAGAGAGAGGAUGCAGAGAUGGAGCAGGCAAAAGAGACUCAGGAGCAGUGCGCGGAGGAAGAAUGUGAGGAGGGUCAGCCGGAGCAGUGCAUUUGGUUGCUCAGCUUGCUCGCCGCGUCGUUGCCACUGAUGGCAGACUCACUGCCGGAGGACGAUAGCGGAACGUGCGUGUUACCCCAUCAGCACAGCAUGGACCUGCAGAACGCUGAUGAUUUGUGCAUGCCGAUGCGACUCUGGAAUGGCCGACCUGCAUACGACACGCAGAAGAUCUGUGAUCGGUGCAUGGAAGCCAUUCAGGAGCGCGAGUUCUACCACUGCUCACGGGACUGCGACGUGGAUUUUUGCAGAAGCUGUCAUGCAGAACUCCAGGCGGUUCUGGAUAAGCACUUUACCGCACGAAGCUCGAGGAUACCUGUGACGCACUUGGUUGAGCGCAUGGCAUGGACGAUGCAUGCAGCUGAUGAGCUUGCUUCAAAGAUCUUGCAAAGAACAAGUCGUGAACGUACGCUGCUGGCUCGCGUGCUUGCUGAGGAGUGGCCCCUAGAGAUGUUUUCAAUGCUCGUUGCUGCCAUCGUUGACGUGUGCAAUGCGAAAGUGUUGUACAACUCCUCAAACGGAGCAAUUACAUCCUCUGUUCGCUGUUCCUUCAUACACGAGCAAGAACCCUAUCAGCAGCACUCCCAGCCCAUGUACGAGGAUGAUUCAUUCUGGAAAACAGUUGGUUUCCUCCAAUUCCUGUAUGCCAGCAACAUGCUUCGCAAGGACUCGCAUGUUGGCUGCGAAGGCGAACAACGCCCAGCGGUCAACGCGCUGAGUUUUGUACCAGAAGCCAUAAACCAGUGCAGGCCCGAGGUGGAAUGGGAAUACUGGAGCGCCCACGCAGCGACUGUGACACAUGCUCUUCCGAACAUACUCUCUGACGAUUUCUCAACAACAACGCCCGAGUUUCGGUGCCUGGCCGCUCAUACCAACAUCCUGCCGAUAAACUUCCGGAGGAGCUGUGCAGUUCUGGAUGUACGUCAAUGCAUCUAUUCUGGAAAUUCCUGGCCUCAGUUGCUUCCACGACGGGUGACCAUCCGCCGUGAACCCGAGCUUCUCGUUGCCGAUCUAGAGGUUUUCCUAUCUGAAGCAGACGAAGCUCCAGAGCCAGGAACCAUGGAAUGCACAUGCGCUGAGCCAAGCGUUGCGGAGACGGAGAGGGAUGCAGAGCACGAAGUCGCGAGCCGACAGCCAGCUCGCGCGACUUUCCUUCAGCAACCGUUCCACGUCACAUUCCAGGGUGAAGAUGGACAAGGCCCUGGAGUCAGGAAGGAGUUCUUCCAUGCACGAGCCUGA
This is a messenger RNA of Symbiodinium necroappetens, 3804 nucleotides long. Lineage: Eukaryota; Dinophyceae; Suessiales; Symbiodiniaceae. The record is from the annotation of a GenBank genome assembly.